AUGCGCAAGCCUCUUAUGCGCAUUCCCUACACGGAACUCUUGGCCCCUCCCACAACCCGCCCAAGCAGCGCAAACACCAUCCCGGGUGCUGUUGCCGCUCUCCAGAACUUCUUCACGGCUCCGCCUCCAAAGGGCCUGCCGAGAUCGACCGUCGUACUGACUGGAGCGGGCCUCUCCGUCUCUAGUGGGCUCGCCGACUACCGUGGAGUCAAUGGCACAUAUCGCGUGAACAAAGCCUACCGCCCCAUCUACUACCACGAGUUCCUCGCCAAUCACGAAGCCAGGAAACGGUACUGGGCCAGGAGCUUCUUGGGCUGGACGUCGCUUCACAAGGCGUCGCCAAAUUACGGGCACUAUGCCAUCCGGGACAUGGGCCAGAUGGGCUUGAUUCGGGGCGUCAUCACGCAAAAUGUCGACUCAUUCCACUCGAAAGCUCAUCCUGACAUUCCAACUUUGGAGCUGCAUGGCUAUCUAAGAUCCACAGUCUGUGUGACUUGCAGGAACGAAUACCCCAGGGACGCCUUCCAGGAUGAGCUGGCGAGGCUGAAUCCAGCCUGGGCUGCCUUCCUCGUCGAUGCUUUAGCUUCUGGGGCUCUCGACACGGAGAAUCCUGCCGAGCGCAAGGCCAAGGGCAUCAGGACCAACCCAGAUGGAGACGUGGAUCUCCCAGGCGCGCCUUACACCACCUUUAGAUAUCCAGCUUGCCCGCACUGCCUCGCGAAGCCGCCGUCCACGCCCGACGGUACCAGACACGUCGUUGAAGUUGACCAUGAUGGUGCGUGGAAAUCCACCAGUUCCGGGGGGGUCUUGAAGCCCGCCGUGGUCAUGUUUGGUGAGAGCAUUGCCAGCGACGUCAAGACGGCAGCCGAAGAGGCCAUUGACGGGGCGGGCAGACUUCUCAUUUUGGGGACUUCGCUUGCCACGUACUCUGCAUGGCGGUUGGCCAAGAGGGCGCUGGAUCGCGGCAUGCCCAUCGCGGUGGUGAACACCGGAGGCGUACGGGGCGAGGACCAGAUCUCCGCUGUAGAAGACCCGGAGCCCACAGGCGUUCGAGGAGUCCGGACAGAAGUAUCCACGGAUGUCGUGCUCCCCGCGCUGGUAGAGCAGCUACGCCAGCUGCCGGAAAGCGCUUCGGGUCCGGUUGGAACCGUAGGAGCGCCCAGAGAGAACCAUGGUGUGUUCAAAGAUAUGUUGUCAUAG
Molecule: messenger RNA, 1200 nt
Organism: Colletotrichum orchidophilum
Lineage: Eukaryota; Fungi; Ascomycota; Sordariomycetes; Glomerellales; Glomerellaceae
Product: Sir2 family protein
Exons: 1
Coding region: 1-1200 (399 amino acids)
Molecular function (GO): NAD+ binding
Source: RefSeq, a predicted model, not a curated record